AUGUCCUACCACAGGCUGAAUUUUGAGCUGGAGAUGGUGAAUAUAAAGCAUAAGAAAGUAAUGUUGGACCUACAGAAACUCCCCAAGGAGAUUAGAGAGGCUUUGUAUAAGUGCAAGGAGCUGACUGAGGAAACGGUCUCCUACAGGGGAGUGGGUGACUUCACUGGGACUCCCCAUUCAUUGGGAGUGACUUUUUGCCAUGCUUUUAUAUUUGAACCAAACAUCCUCCACAACCAGCUCCUGAGUGAGCAAACUCAGUUGAAGGAAAAAGUGAGCAUGUUGAGAGAGGAGAACCGAGAGCUAUGGAGGGAGCAGAUUUCACUGCAAGAGUCCUGUGAGAAGGUGAAGAAUCUCUGUGAUGAGGCCUAUGAGAAGAUCUAUGAGCUAUAUGCUGAGGAGAAGCAGCUUCGAUUUGUUAAUCUAUUUAGCAGCCCCGACAUCAUUGUGAACCUUGCCAGUAAAACCAAGGGAGUCUUAACAUUCCAGGAUGUGGCAAUUGAUUUCUCUCCAGAUGAGUGGGGCUGCCUUGACUUUGCACAAAGGGCUUUGUACAGGGAAGUCAUGUUGGAGAACUACAGUAACAUGGUCUCUGUGGGUCUUUCAGUGUCAAAACCAGACCUGAUCAGCUUUCUUGAGCAAAGCAAAGAGCCCUGGAAUGUGAACAUACGAGAGGCAGAAGGCAAUGAACAAGGUAAUCAUAAUGAAGCAUUGGCCCAACAUGACCAGAAACAAGGGAGGCAUUAUAUCAACAAUCAAAAUGAAGAGAGACAAAACAAUUAUAUAGAAUGUGGAAACUGCUUCAACAGAUAUGCAUGCCCCACUAUGCAUAAGAGAAUUAAUUCCAAAGUGAAGGCAUACAAAUGUAAAGAUUGUGGCAAGUCAUUUAUCCGUCACACAAACUUUCAAACUCACCAGAGAAUCCAUACUGGUGAGAAACCUUACAGGUGUCAAAUAUGUGGCAAGUCCUUUACCCGGGUCUCAAAUCUUCAUAUUCAUAACAGAAUUCAUACUGGUGAGAAAACUUACAGAUGUCAAGAAUGUGGCAAGUCCUUUACCAGGACCUCAGAUCUUCAGAAACAUCACAGAACCCAUACUGGUGAGAAACCUUAUAGAUGUCAAGAAUGUGACAAGUCCUUUACUUGGGUCUCAAAUCUUCAUAUUCAUAACAGAAUUCAUACUGGUGAGAAACCUUAUAGAUGUAACGAAUGUGGCAAGUCCUUUACCAGUGCCUCAGAUCUUCAGAAACAUCACAGAACUCAUACUGGUGAGAAACCUUAUAGAUGUCAAGAAUGUGGCAAGUCCUUUAUCCAGCUCUCAAAUCUUCAUAUUCACCACAGAACUCAUACUGGUGAGAAACCUUACAGUUGUCAAGAAUGUGGAAAGUCUUUUGCCAGGGCCUCAGUUCUUCAUAACCAUCAAAGAAUUCAUACUGGUGAGAAACCAUAUAAAUGUCAAGAAUGUGGCAAGUCUUUUGCUAGGGCCUCAGUUCUUCAUAACCAUCAACGAAUUCAUACUGGUGAGAAACCAUACAGAUGUCAAGAAUGUGGCAAGUCCUUUACCCAGCUCUCAUCUCUUCACAAUCAUCACAAAUUCCAUACUGGUGAAAAACCUUACAAAUGUAAAGAAUGUGGCAAGGACUUUAAAACAAAUUCAAGUCUUAAAACUCACCAGAGAAUCCAUCCUGGUGAGAAACCUUACAGAUGUCAGACAUGUGGCAAGUCAUUUACUCGGCAUGCAACUCUUCAAGAUCACAAGAGAAUACAUAUUGGUGAGAAACCUUACAGAUGUCCAGCAUGUGGCAAGUCCUUUACCCGGGCCUCAACUCUUCAUAAUCAUCAUAGAACCCAUACUGGUGAGAAACCCUAUAAGAGACCUUACAGAUGUCAAGAAUGUGGCAAGUCCAUUACCCAGGUCUCAGUUCUUCACAGACAUCACAAAAUCCAUACUGGUGAGAAACCUUACAGAUGUCAAACAUGUGGCAAGUCCUUUACCCAGAUCGCACAUCUUCAUAUCCAUCACAGAACCCAUACUGGUGAGAAACCUUACAGAUGUCAAGCAUGUGGCAAGUCCUUUACCCAGGUCUCACAUCUUCAUAAUCAUCACAGAAUCCAUACUGGUGAGAAACCUUACAGAUGUCAAGAAUGUGGCAAGUCCUUUACCCAGUUCUCAGUUCUUCACCAACAUCACAGAACCCAUACUGGUGUACCUUACAGAUGUCAAACAUGUGUAAAAUCCUUUACCCGGGUCUCACAUCUUCAGAGACAUCACAGAAUCCAUACUGGUGAGAAACCUUACAGAUGUUAAGAAUGUGGCAUCUUUACCUGGGUGUCAACUCUUCAUAAUCAUCACAGAACCCAUACUAGUGAGAAACCUUACAGAUGUCAAGAAUGUGGCAAGGCCUUUACCCAGAUCUCAGCUUUUCACACUCACCACAGACUCCAUAGUGGUGACAAACCUUUACAAAUGUAUCUGCACAAAGUGUCCCCAGCACUUAUUCGGGCCUUAGAAGGAAUCUUGACAUUCCAAGAUGUGGCAAUUGAUUUCUCUCCAGAUGAGUGGGACUGCCUCGACUUUGCACAAAGGGCUUUGUACAGGGAAGUCAUGUUGGAGAACUACAGUAACAUGGUCUCUGUGGGUCUUUCACUGUCAAAACCAGACCUGAUCAGGUUUCUUGAACAAAGCAAAGAGCCCUGGAACGUGAACUUUGGAGAGACAGAAGGCAUUGAACAAGUUUCAUAUUAUCAUCAAACAGAAGACUUAUUUUCACAAGAGAAUAGACAAGAUUGUAUCCAGAAGUUGGUAUCAGGAAUAGCUCAUGACCAGAAACAAGGGAGGCAUGAUAUAAAUCAUCAAAAUGAAGAGAGACAAAACAAUUAUAUAGAAUGUGGAAACUGCUUCAACAGAUAUGCAUGCCCCACUAUGCAUAAGAGAAUUAAUUCCAAAGAGAAGGCAGGCAAAUGUAAAGAUUGUGGCAAGUCAUUUAUCCGUCACACAAAAUUUCAAUCUGACCAGAGAAUUCAUACUGGUGAAGAACCUUACAGAUGUCAAGAAUGUGGUAAGUCCUUUACCUGGGCCUCAGCUUUUCAGAGACAUCACAGAAUCCAUACUGGUGAGAAACCUUAUAGAUGUCAAGAAUGUGGGAAGUCCUUUACCCAGCUCUCCAAUCUUCAUAUUCAUCACAGAAUCCAUACUGGUGAGAAACCUUACAGGUGUCAAGAAUGUGGCAAGUCCUUUACCCAUGCCUCAACUCUUCUAUCUCAUCAAAGAAUUCAUACUGGUGAGAAACCUUACAGAUGUCAAGAAUGUGGCAAGUCCUUUGCCAGGGCCUCAAAUCUUCAUAACCAUCAAAGAAUUCAUUCUGAUGAGAAACCUUACAGGUGUCAAGAAUGUGGCAAGUCCUUUACGUGGGUCUCAACGAUUCUAUCUCAUCAAAGAAUUCAUACUGGUGAGAAACCUUACAGGUGUCAAGAAUGUGGCAAGUCCUUUACCCAGGUCUCAUAUCUUCACACUCAUCACAGACUCCAUACUGGUGAGAAACCUUACAGAUGUCAAGAAUGUGGCAAGUCCUUUACCCAUAGAAAAACUCUUCACAUUCACCACAGACUCCAUACUGGUGACAAGCCUAAAUGUAAAGAAUGUGACAAGUCCUUUCACACAAAUUCAAGUCUUAGAAAGCAUCACAAAAUGCAUUUAAUGGGGAGUACCGGAAAGACAGCAACCCCAACUUCUGUCACUGAGCAGGAGCAGCGGAUGAACAAGGUGGCUACACUGACCCUGCAGCUUCAGAUGAUGACCCAAGAAAGGAAUGAACUUCGUGGAAUCCUGGCUAAUUCUACCAACAAGGACUUGAACAACAACAGGUUUGAAAACCUCCAGCAUGAUCUGGAACUGGCCACAGUCCAGGAUGAGAGCCUCCUGCAGACAGACCUGCUACAGCAGGAGCCCUGA
Messenger RNA from Microtus oregoni (creeping vole), 3948 nucleotides. Its product is annotated as zinc finger protein 420-like. Gene Ontology annotation, molecular function: RNA polymerase II cis-regulatory region sequence-specific DNA binding; DNA-binding transcription factor activity, RNA polymerase II-specific. Gene Ontology annotation, biological process: regulation of transcription by RNA polymerase II. The record is from RefSeq and is a predicted model, not a curated record. Lineage: Eukaryota; Metazoa; Chordata; Mammalia; Rodentia; Cricetidae.